GAAGCGGUAAAGUCGCAUGCGUCAAAUUAGAUAAACCGAUCACGUCCGCGGAUGCAACGCCGACGGUCAUACUACAUCAAAUUAUCUUUGGAAAAGUCUUCAGCUGAUAUAAGACGCAGACUCUUGUCCGGAUACAACGAACAGCGAAGAGAGAGGCUAAACUCAUCCAGAAUCAUCUCUGUAGCUUCUGGGUAGUUCCAGUUUUCUAGAUUCUUCGAGAGACGAGAGGUAGCAAGACGAGAUAGAGGCAAUGACGGAGCAGCUGACCGACGACCAGAUCUCCGAAUUCAAGGAGGCCUUCAGUCUAUUCGACAAGGAUGGAGACGGCUGCAUUACAACCAAGGAACUUGGUACAGUGAUGAGGUCGCUGGGCCAGAAUCCUACUGAGGCUGAACUCCAGGACAUGAUAAAUGAAGUGGAUGCUGAUGGCAAUGGAACCAUUGAUUUUCCAGAAUUUCUGAACCUCAUGGCCCGAAAAAUGAAGGAUACCGACUCUGAGGAAGAGCUGAAAGAGGCAUUCAGAGUUUUUGACAAAGAUCAAAAUGGGUUCAUUUCUGCUGCAGAACUGCGCCAUGUGAUGACAAACCUGGGAGAGAAGCUCACUGAUGAAGAAGUCGAUGAGAUGAUCCGGGAGGCUGAUGUUGAUGGCGAUGGGCAGAUCAACUAUGAGGAGUUUGUUAGGGUGAUGAUGGCCAAGUGAUAUGGCAAGAAAAUGAUUGUAAAAAAAAAAAAAAAAAGGAAAAAGUCCUAAAACAUUGGAUGAAGAGGGUUGAACGUAAUGGGUUUCUAGUUUCUUUUCACUAUUUUAUCCGAUGGUUUUAAACUCAAAACUUGCGAAGGAUUUAGUCCUCUCUCGUAAGGGUGUGGUGGGUUAUUGUUUCCCUCCUUGUGUAUGUUGUGCCUUGUGACUCUUGUAUUUGGGCAUCUAUUAAUUUUUGCCCUUCAAACUUGUCCCGGUUUCUAAUUAGCCCUGCCAACUUUAAUGGUCUCCGUUGGAUGGAUGAUUUGUGCUAAUGGUGGGGUAUGAUUUUUUUAUUCCAUUGUGCAUGAUUUUUUGUUCCAUUGUGC
Ilex paraguariensis (yerba mate) is the source of this 1068-nucleotide messenger RNA. The record is from the annotation of a GenBank genome assembly. NCBI's taxonomy places the organism in Eukaryota, Viridiplantae, Streptophyta, Magnoliopsida, Aquifoliales, Aquifoliaceae.